AUGAUCACCAGCAAGCAAAUUAUCCAUGGCAAAUCUUUUGACGAGGAAACUGGCAAGAGUAGUGGUGUCGAAAUCAUACAAACCGAACAAACAUCACCGCCACCAGAGGAGGUGACCAUCGAUCCUCAAAUCGAAAGGCGGUUGGUGAGGAAGCUUGAUUUACGCUUGAUGAUUUGGGCGUUUCUUGCCUACUUCGCCAAUCUUUUGGAUCGAAACAACAUGCAGAAUGCAUUCACCAACGGUAUGGAAGAAGACUUGGACUUGAAUUCAGACGCAUACAAUUGGGCGGUUACCAUGUUCUUUAUUGGGUACAUUAUUCUUCAAAUUCCAGGGAACAUGGUGAUCACCAAAGUCAAGCCAAGGUUCUUCCUACCUAGUGUGGUAUUGCUCUGGGGAGCAGUGGUGAGCUUUAUGGCACUCAUUUCCGAUUAUAAAUCAUUAUGGGGAAUGCGUCUAUGCCUUGGUGUUUCUGAAGCCGCCUUUUAUCCAGGUUGUAUGUUCUUAUUGGGAAGUUGGUAUACCAAGACUGAGCUCGGUAAAAGAACCAUGUUUUUUGCGAUUGGUAAUCAAAUCAGCGGUGCCCUCGGUGGUCUAAUAGCAGGAAGCAUUGCUCAAAAUCUUCAUGGUGCAAGUGGAAUGGCUGGUUGGAAGUGGCUAUUUAUCAUCGAGGGCUUGAUUGGAGUAGUUGUUGGGCUUGCCGGUUACUUUCUUAUCCCCAACUAUCCACACAACACACCAUGGCUCUCACCAGAAGAGGCAAAAGUAGCUCAAGCACGCUUAAUGCGUCAAGGAAAGCAAGUACGCUCGAUGACCUAUAGCUGGAAAACAUUUUCAAACCUAUUAAUGACACCCUAUGCAUGGUUGAUGGUUGUCAACUUUGCAUGCAUUUACAUUGGCAAUAACAUGUCCCUCAACUUUGCCAUCAUCUUACGUGAUAUGGGCUAUAGCUCAUCCUUUGCAAAUUAUAUGAAUACCCCGGCGUACUUGUUUGGUGCUAUCGUUGCCUUGGCAAUUGGAUGGAGUUCAGAUCAUUUCCGUGAACGGCCAUUCCAUUUGGCAGGUGUGCAACUCUGGGUAGCCAUAUGGUUCCUGAUCCUUGCUGUGGUAAAUCAUGGAGCCAAUCCACCAGCAUUGGUAUUCAUUGGAACCUAUGCCUUGACUGCCAACAUCUCCAUGACACCCCUAUGCUUGGCAUGGUGCAAUGAGAUCUACAAGUCCGAUACCAAUACACGUGCUCUUGCAAUUGCGUUUAUCAAUGCUAUCGGUAAUCUCGCGCCAAACUUUAUAAAUGUGCGUGCAUGGGUUGUCUCGGAUUCACCCGAUUUCUGGCUCGGCAAAAUCACCACCAUGGCCAUGAGUUUCGCAUCCGUAGUGCUCACUAUCUUUAUUUGGUACUUGACCAAGAUUCAAUUCAUGCUUCCUCGUAGCAUCGACGAUAAUAAUGAUGAUAAAGAUGACGAUGAAAGCGAUGAUAUAAGAAGAGAUCAACGUCAUGACGAAAGUUGA
This is a messenger RNA of Lichtheimia ornata, 1506 nucleotides long. RefSeq lists its product as uncharacterized. Gene Ontology annotation, molecular function: transmembrane transporter activity. Gene Ontology annotation, cellular component: membrane. The transcript has 6 exons. Bases 1 to 1506 code for a protein of 501 amino acids. Gene Ontology annotation, biological process: transmembrane transport. The record is from RefSeq and is a predicted model, not a curated record. NCBI's taxonomy places the organism in Eukaryota, Fungi, Mucoromycota, Mucoromycetes, Mucorales, Lichtheimiaceae.